AUGGCCCGAUUCAUCACCAGAAACACCAAGUGCUUCCGAGGACAUCCAAGCCCAAUCGUCAGAAAGAAAUCACAUCUCAGCACCAAGUUUGGCCGCAGAAACUACUCACUCUAUGUAAGCAGGGUCCUCAAGGAAGUGGUUCCCCAGAGCGGCAUAUCUUCUCAAACCUUGGACAUCAUGAACACCCUCAUCAAUGGCAUCUUUGAGCGCAUUUCUAUAGAAGCCUGCAACAUGAUGUAUUUCAGAAACCGUUGUACCCUCACCCCUGAAGAUAUCCAGAAGGCAGUAUAUUUGCUCUUUCCUGGGAAACUAGCUAAGUAUGCCGUGGCUUUUGGAAGUGAAGCUGUCCAAAGAUAUGUCCACUCUUAA
Condylura cristata (star-nosed mole) is the source of this 369-nucleotide messenger RNA. Its product is annotated as histone H2B subacrosomal variant-like. Gene Ontology annotation, biological process: nucleosome assembly. Gene Ontology annotation, cellular component: nucleosome. The record is from RefSeq and is a predicted model, not a curated record. Bases 1 to 369 code for a protein of 122 amino acids. The transcript has a single exon. NCBI's taxonomy places the organism in Eukaryota, Metazoa, Chordata, Mammalia, Eulipotyphla, Talpidae. Gene Ontology annotation, molecular function: protein heterodimerization activity; structural constituent of chromatin; DNA binding.